Malassezia pachydermatis is the source of this 237-nucleotide messenger RNA. RefSeq lists its product as hypothetical. The transcript has 2 exons. Gene Ontology annotation, molecular function: structural constituent of ribosome. The record is from RefSeq and is a predicted model, not a curated record. Bases 1 to 237 code for a protein of 78 amino acids. Gene Ontology annotation, cellular component: mitochondrial small ribosomal subunit. Gene Ontology annotation, biological process: mitochondrial translation. Lineage: Eukaryota; Fungi; Basidiomycota; Malasseziomycetes; Malasseziales; Malasseziaceae.
AUGAAAUUUGAAAAGCUCAAAGUGCGCCCCAAGAAGCUGGCGGCGAAGGCUCCUUGCGCUGCGGAGUUUGCCUCUGUGCUUGCAUGCUGGGCGUCCUCCAAUGAUCUGCGCUCGCAGUCGGAAUGCAUGCAAGUCACCCAGGCGCUACGUGAAUGUAUGAUGAUGAAGCAUGUGAAUCAUGCGCGUGCUAAGCCUACCAUCAACUACCACCUGGCCCGCUUCUCCAAGCAUAUGUAA